Suricata suricatta (meerkat) is the source of this 1876-nucleotide messenger RNA. It is a transcript of the gene AP1S2, whose product is annotated as adaptor related protein complex 1 subunit sigma 2. Gene Ontology annotation, molecular function: clathrin-cargo adaptor activity. The record is from RefSeq and is a predicted model, not a curated record. Bases 1 to 462 code for a protein of 153 amino acids. The transcript has 4 exons. Gene Ontology annotation, biological process: vesicle-mediated transport; intracellular protein transport. Gene Ontology annotation, cellular component: intracellular membrane-bounded organelle; AP-1 adaptor complex; membrane coat. Lineage: Eukaryota; Metazoa; Chordata; Mammalia; Carnivora; Herpestidae.
AUGCAGUUUAUGUUGCUUUUUAGUCGUCAGGGAAAGCUUCGACUGCAGAAAUGGUAUGUCCCACUAUCAGACAAAGAAAAGAAAAAGAUCACAAGAGAACUUGUUCAAACCGUUUUAGCACGGAAGCCGAAAAUGUGCAGCUUUCUUGAGUGGCGAGAUCUGAAGAUUGUUUACAAGAGAUAUGCUAGUCUGUAUUUUUGCUGUGCUAUCGAGGAUCAGGACAAUGAACUAAUUACCCUGGAAAUAAUUCAUCGUUAUGUGGAAUUACUUGACAAGUAUUUUGGCAGUGUGUGUGAACUUGAUAUCAUCUUUAAUUUUGAGAAGGCUUAUUUUAUUUUGGAUGAGUUUCUUUUGGGAGGGGAAGUUCAGGAAACAUCCAAGAAAAAUGUCCUUAAAGCAAUUGAGCAGGCUGAUCUACUGCAGGAGCCACGUCAUGAAUAUUUUAAUGUCCCUGUGUACUAAAUGACUACUCAUCGUGUAUGCAGAAUUGCACAGAGGAAAUAGCAAGCUGAUAUACUUAUGAAAGAAAAUGCCCUCAGCUUGGUGACUAUCUUGUAUAAUAGAUCAUUUCAGAACCAAUACCUUUACAUUGUAAUUUUUUUCCUGUCAUUUCUCUUUUUCUGUUUGAUUUUCAUUCUAUAUGUAAUCUUGAUAUCGUUUAUUCCUGCUCUUAAGUGGUUUAAUUUCUUCUUGAAAUAUGACCUAUGAAUGUUUUGAGUAGUAUUUCACCUUAAACACGUACAUAUCCUCAUUUAUGAACCAUCUGUGAUUCAUCUUGUAAGAGGAAACUUAUAAAUCGUUAAAAUGUUUACCAAAGAACAUAUAGCAGAAAUGCUAUGGCAGAAUAGACAGUGCCAUAACACACAGUGUGACUUGGUCUUCAAAUAUUGGGGGCAAAAAGGAAGUCUAUUUAGUGUGACUAUAUUACAGGUCUCUACGAGCUAAUGUAUUCUAACGUAUCACAUAAAACUAUAUUUGGAAAUAAUUCAAGAAAGUAAAAUCUGUACUAUUACAUAAUAUUUAAGUGUAAAACAUUCACAGUUCUUAAGUUUGUAAUGCCACAUAUAUUGAAUCACAUUUGUGCUCCACAAUAUUGAACAGUCCCUUUAAGAAUGAUUAGAAAACUCUGCUAGAAGUCUCCUACAAAAAAAAAAAAAAGUCUCCUACAAUAUCUGUUGUUCAGUAGGAAAUAACGUUUUCAAAAUGUUAAUACUGAGUUUGUUUAUAUAGUUAAAAUUCUAAUACAGUUUAAAUACUAGUAUUUUACUACUUCUGGUUUUAUAAUAUAUUAAGUCUUCAUUUAAGUACUUAAUGAUUUGUUAACUAUAGUUUUAUAUUCUAAAUAUUAAGACUUUUAAUAUUGAUUAUUGUGUAUACUUUUAAAACGUGCAACUUAUUAUAAAAGGAAAGUAUCAAUUCAUUGCUUAUAUCUAAAAAGUUUAAAGCCUAAGUAAGCUAUCAUUCAACCAAUUCAAAAGAUGCUCACACAGGUUUCCCACUGAAAGACGACCGAUCCAAGUGUCUGUUAGGCAGGUGCGCAGACCAGUUCUUUCCAUGCUCGCUGUACUGCAUGGCAUUUGAAGCACCUGGACGGGCUAUCAAAUGACAAACUUAGCGUUAUACCUUGAAAGCAUUGGGAAACACUGGUCUUUCAUUUCCAUUUGUGUCCUCUGCCCCUCCCCCACCCAUGCAAUAUGUUAUUCAUCUGAUUUUAAUGCUGAAUAUGCAUUGUCUCCUGCCUGUUUGCUUUGGAUGCUUUGUGCUGAGCUGUAACAACACGUUGCUGCUUUUGUUAUUUGUAUACAGCUGCUUGCUUUAUGUUAGUAGAUUCUGAAAUCGCUUUUCUUGCACGUCUGAAAUAAAAGUAUUGCAUGUA